Molecule: messenger RNA, 1119 nt
Organism: Fusarium sp. VM40
Lineage: Eukaryota; Fungi; Ascomycota; Sordariomycetes; Hypocreales; Nectriaceae
Source: the annotation of a GenBank genome assembly
AUGUCGUCUUCUUCACCAUACCUCGACAUUCAUCACACUACCGACGCCGUCAUCCAGUGGGAGUCAGAUGGCAAGACGCGUAGCCUGUCAAAGGGCGACCCCAAAGCCACUCCUGUAACACUCACCACCCGUUUCGACAAGACAUGCGCGUUCUUCGAACUAAGCGUCCCCCUCAAGCUCAAAGGAAUCGACCACACAACCAUAACCCUCAGAACCUGUGCGUCAUCCAUCAUCUCGUUAGACCUUGUCAAGAACCCGACGGUUCCCGACGCGUUACAACAAGAGUUGGGCUCUAUCAGUCUCUGCCUCGGCCUCGCUUUGAGCCGCCCUCUCGACGUCUUUCUUCCCACUGCUGCUCUGGAGCCGGUGGCUCCAGCCCGCGCACCUUCCGGUCUAGUUCUCGAUGCUGUUCGUGAUCUUUGCCAGGCCACCGCAUUCUCCAUUUAUAUCGAGGCUCGUGAGAACCCUGGGUUCCAGGCUAUCAGCGAUUCAGCCAACCAGGGCCUUCUCAAGUCUUUUCGCAGCAGUCGCUUCCAGCUCGCUAGCAUGUAUGGCGGCCAAGGGGCCAAGCUCGUCAAUCUUGCAGGCGACACAUCACUUCCACCACCGUCAUAUAAUGAAGUUGAACCCCCACCGCCGCCGCCUCCAAUUGAUCUCAAGAACGAUAGAAAGCGCCCUAGACAAGAUAGUCAAAACGAACAUAAUAAUAAUAUCGCCCUUAUUUGGAAGGAGUUACAAGAUAUGAAAGACAUAAUGGCCCGAGACGCGAAGCGGAUUGAAGCUUUGGAGACGGAGAAUGAGAAGCUGAGGCAGGAGAACAAAGACGUGACUCAGGGCAUGGACAAGCUCCGAGAGCGAUGCACCGUCAUGGAGACAUCGCAGCAAGACUUGAAACAUAGUCUUGAAGUGCUGGACACGGACUCGGAGAGAUUUAUGAAGAUGGCGACGGAGGAAUUAUUGGAUACAUAUGAUAACGAUCUGGUGGAAUUACGUGAAGACAUGCGCGCAAUGGAGCAAGCUGUUAAGUACAUCGAAGAAGGCCAUGUUAGCGACGAGUCAGUCAAGAGGAUAAAGGACGCCGUCGUUCAGGAUAUUACGACGAGGUUGUCUGCAGAUUGA